UACAGACACAGUUUAAUUCCAGAAUGGAAAAUUUGCUUACAUAUCUGUAAAUCUUACACAGUAACAGCUUAAGUCCAGCCUGGAAAGUUUGCAUACACAUAUAUUUGUUAAUGUUACACUGUGUUCUUUCAUGCAGGGCAGACUGCUAUGUAAUAUUAGUCAUAUUUUCCUUCACUAGCCAAUGCUAGAAACAGCUUUUAGACCUAGUCCAUAGAUGGUGUGAAGGCAUUAACAUGUAAGCUCUGACAGAGACAAGAUCUAUGUGUCUGUCUUGUUUAUCGAAUAUGCCAAGACAGGCAACGUUCCACAUGAAAUGUAUUAAUAGAGGAAUAUUAAUCUGGUGCAAAAUGGUCCAUCACACACCAGUACGACUAAAUAUGUCAGCACAGGAUUGUAGAGGAGAAAUAAUGACAUCAGGUCAUUUGUAAUAUGGGCGUGGCUGCAUUGUAUCUUCAGGUGAGUAUAACAUAGUAGGUGUGGAAUUGGAAAUAAAUACAACAUAUCCACGGAACAGACAAAAAAUGCAGUUAAUCUACAACAGAAGGGAGCCUAAGCAAGUGAUCAUAGCUGGAUAUUAUUUGCAAUCAUUGAGCAUUAAAACAAAAUGCGGAAGGUGCAUCAAAAGCUGUUAUUUGUCCUCAUCAUCUCUUCUGCCGUCUUUGGCUUUUAUUUCCAUAUUAAAUGGACCAAAAAUAUGUUUUUCACCGCCAGUUUUCAAAACUUAGUUACUCAGGAAAACCGGAAGGCUAUUGUGAUGUCUAUUUGUGAAAACAACAAUCUCACCAAUUCUUCACUUUCACUGGACAGAAAAGUGGCUGCUCAGUUGUACGUGGAACACAGCCACAAAUUCAUAUACUGUGAGGUGCCAAAAGUGGGCUGCUCUAACUGGAAGAGAAUAAUUCUUCUAUUAAACAAAUCUUUAGGGCUCACAGUAACUGAUCUUAAUCAUUACGAUGUUCAUAAAUCUCGGUUACUAAUCAAGUUAAGCUCCUACAAUUCUUCUGUACAGAGACAGCUUCUUGCAAAUUAUACCAAAGUGAUGUUCACUCGGCAUCCUUUAGAGAGAGUGGUUUCCGCCUACCGAGACAAGUUCCUUCAUGAAGAUGACAUCUACUAUAGUAAAAUGAUUGCAAAUUUGAUUAAAAAAGCCAUAGGAAAGAAUACCAAUUCCACAGAGAAAAUUACUUUUGAAGACUUUGCUCGCUUCAUAGUUACAGAAAAUCCGAAAUAUAGAGAUACUCAUUGGAAACCAAUGUAUCACCUCUGCGAUCCUUGCAAUAUCCAUUAUGACAUCAUCGGCAAGUUUGAAACAAUAAAACAGGAUGCAGAUUUUGUUCUGAAGUUCAUUGGGGCCCCCAAAGAUUUGAUUUACCCCAGCAUAAAACACCAUGCUAAUGAAACACGUACAAAUGACCAAAUCAGCAGAAACUACCUGGAAUCCCUUCCUCCCAGUCUGUAUAGACAACUUACAAAUGUAUACAGUAUUGACUUCUCCAUGUUUCAGUACAGAUAUUACAAUUAUGCAAAUCUAUAAUAUAUUUGCUGUUCUAAGUUUGUUUUAUGCAGUUCUUUUGACACCACAAUAAUUCUUCAUCAAUUUGGCCAGAGCUAAAAGCACUUUUUUCUGUCACAAUAACACUGAAUGCAUAGAUUUGCUACAUGUUGCCCAAGCCCUUCAUACUUUUCUACGUCUGGACACGAAGCACUUGUGUUGAAAAUACUAUAAUCUGUUAAAAUGUAAUAACUUGCUGUAUUUCAUUACAUCCCUGCCCCUUCCCCAGGAGAAUGACUACAGUAGCUGCUCUUAUCCUAAUGAAAUGCAACUACUGUACCAAAGAACAAUGGGGGGAUUCAGUGGCAAUGGUAAUGCCAUUGCCGCAGUGUUUAAACGCCAGCAAUGGCUCCCAGUCUUGAACCUUUUGCCCAGAUGAUUCACACCACGAUUCGCACAAUAGUGCUAGCUACCCUAUGGUGUAGCAAACACUUUGUGUGAGUUCGCACUUCAGUAAAGUGUGGCGGGUGACACACACACACACAGACACACACACUCGUCAAGGAGAAUUCUUCGCCAACAACUGAAUUCCCGCCAGUCUCUGCAAGACCUGAACUCCAGGUUAUUUCAAAUACUUUAUUUGUAAAUAUUUGUAUUACUAUUGUAAUGUAUUUGUAAAUGUAAUGACUUAAUUUAUGGUGAAGGAGAGACUUCGAAUAAAGUAUAUUUUUAGGAAAA
Pseudophryne corroboree (corroboree frog) is the source of this 2230-nucleotide messenger RNA. RefSeq names its product carbohydrate sulfotransferase 9-like. Gene Ontology annotation, cellular component: membrane. Bases 605 to 1534 code for a protein of 309 amino acids. Lineage: Eukaryota; Metazoa; Chordata; Amphibia; Anura; Myobatrachidae. Gene Ontology annotation, molecular function: sulfotransferase activity. The transcript has 3 exons. Gene Ontology annotation, biological process: carbohydrate biosynthetic process; proteoglycan biosynthetic process. The record is from RefSeq and is a predicted model, not a curated record.